Messenger RNA from Didymodactylos carnosus, 603 nucleotides. The record is from the annotation of a GenBank genome assembly. NCBI's taxonomy places the organism in Eukaryota, Metazoa, Rotifera, Eurotatoria, Philodinida, Philodinidae.
AUGAGACCAAGCACAACUAGAGGUCUGUGGGACCGUCUCAUUCUUGGACAAUACAGUGAUAAUGAUCGAGAUAAAUUACCAAAAUUAGUCAAUCAAAUACCUAUUGUAUUAACAAAGAACAAAGAAAAAAUAUCACAGACAAGUACUCAAAUACGUCAACCGACAUUUGAGCGACCCCGACAUUUGAGCGACCCCGACACUCGAGCGACCACGACAUUUGAGCGACCCCGACACCGUUCAGAAACAAUUAACAAAGCGGCAAGUCAACAAUUACUAAAUGCUAUUUUUGAAGAAUUCGAUAUUUUAUUAGCAGAUGCUCUACCUGCUGCAGAUGAUCUCUGUCAAUUCAAUGCCGUCAAAGACAAAUUGAUUGAUAGUAAUUUGAUGAAACAGAAUGACCUAUUACAAAAUCAAAUUACUGGUUUAGAAGCACGUCUUUCCUCAUUAGAACAAUUAGAAAGUGAUAGUAAUAUUAUCAGGAUGGGAAACAUCGGAUUACAACUAAGAAACAAACUUAUACGUUUUAUUAAACCAGAUCUUUCAUAUCGAACAGCACGUGAUACCUUUCUAUGUUGGAAACAGAAGAGCUGUACCAAGAAUUAA